AUGAUAUUUAGAUUUUUGUCCCAGUUGUUAAUAAUUUUAAUUUCUAUAAAUCAAUUGAAAUGCUUUGACUAUUCAAACAACGAAUCGGAGUUGGAAGAAUCUGUUCUAAAUUGUUACUUAUCAGAGUGUAGACUAAGUGCCCAGGAUUCCUCAUUUCUGUGCCUAAGGCAAAAACUUCUCAAUGAUAACGUCGAAUAUACUGGACAAUACAGGUCAAAUUUAUAUACGACAUAUUAUCUUUGGCUCAUUUCACUAACAAAUUUAUACCCUAACACUGUAAUAUAUAAUGAAGUGCCCUUAGAGGCUGAUCAGUCACAUUUAUACAAGAAAAAUUACAUUAAAGAACCCAAAUUUGCUCCCCUGUACUAUAAAAUUAAGUUUAACGAGUUUUAUGAUCACCUGAGAAAGUAUAUUCAUGAAGAUGUAAACGGUAAACACUCACCCUUAUAUGGCCAUUUGAAUAAAAUCUUUGACACACCGAAGAUAGUUUUGGAAGCUAAGACAUCAUAUACAUCAGUUUACGAUGAAGUAUUCGAUCUAAAACUGAUUGGAGAUCAUUCAGGCUCAGUUGAUGUGUAUACGAAAUCAUUUCUUUUAUUUGUUGAUUAUUAUUUAUUGGUACGGUUGAGAAAAACUGCGUAUAGGUUGAAGUUUCUAAACUCUUGUCCCAUUCUAUAUAAAUUGAGGUAUAAAAACCUUAUUUUGGACAAACAAAGAUUAAUCAAAUAUGUAAAUCUGCUCAAGUAUUUUAAUUUAUACAAUAAGGAUAUGAUUGGCCUUAUCCAACCAAAUGAAAGUGAAAUAACACCAUUUACACCUCUACCAGUUGAUAGUAAUGGAGACAGGAUGGGAGAUUUGCCAUUAUUUGCAACCUCUGUAGACCAAAGUUUCUACAAACUAAUCGAAAAAAUCGUUACAAAACUAACUGACGUUGAUGGAAAAAUAGACCAAAUAUUCGAAAUUUUGGAAAAGUUUGUAGAAAAAAUGUAUAAAGUGUCAGAUUUGAGAACAAUAUAUACACUGGAUAGCUUCUAUAUACUGGAAGUAACACCAAAGUCAACGGGAGUCACAUUGUAUAACAUGUUCACCCCGAAAGAAAGAAAAUUAAUACUGGACUAUAAAGAUAGUUUAUUGGUAUCAUCGCAUAUUCGAAAGUUGGAUUUUGACCAUUUCAUACUCCAAAUUGUUAAAAAAUUCGUAAUAACAGCACCGAUUGUUGUGCUGUUUACAGUUUUAAUUUUUAAAUAUAUCAACACAUUUCAAAAUAAACGAAACUAA
Messenger RNA from Theileria annulata, 1278 nucleotides. RefSeq lists its product as uncharacterized. The transcript is spliced from 2 exons. Bases 1 to 1278 code for a protein of 425 amino acids. Lineage: Eukaryota; Apicomplexa; Aconoidasida; Piroplasmida; Theileriidae. The record is from RefSeq and is a predicted model, not a curated record.